GGAAGAGGAGGGAUGGUGGCGGCGGCGGCGGCAGCAGCGGCAGCAGCAGGGCCAGGGGGUUGGUGAGGGGGGAAUGUCGGCCGGCUCGCUGCCCACAGCGGCCCUGAGGCGUCUCCUGUGAGGAGGGCGGCGGCUGAGGCGGGCCCCCGAGCACCUGUGUUAUGAGCACGCAUCGGAGUGUUUGCGAAGCGUCUCAGGGCCGUGCCCUGCAGACCUCCAGGCACAGUGACUCAGCCACUUCCCUGAGCAGCCUAUUCCUCUACACAACUGCUGUACAACUUUUUUGAUAAAGAAAUUUCUCCUAACAUCCAACCUAAACCUUCCUUGAUGCAACUUGAGGCCAUUUCCCCUCGUCUUGCCACUUGGUGCUCGGGAGAAGAGCCAAAUCCCCACCUCACUACAGCCUCCUUUAAGUUCUGAUCCACUUUCAGUGAGCUGCACUGCGUGGCUGGAGUGAACCUUCAAUAAUGAGUGGUGCAGCUUUGGGACUUGAGAUAGUAUUUGUCUUUUUUCUGGCCUUAUUCCUCCUUCAUCGGUAUGGAGACUUCAAGAAACAGCAUAGACUGGUGAUCAUAGCAACAUUACUGGCUUGGUAUCUCUGCUUUCUUAUUGUGUUUAUACUGCCUCUGGAUGUUAGUACGACAAUUUAUAAUCGAUGCAAACUUGCUGUUAACUCCAGCCCGGCGGAAAGUAAUGGCUCUUAUGUUACUCUUGCUCCAAGCAAGCAAAAAUGUUUCAAACCAUGGAGUUAUAUUCCUGAUGGAAUUAUGCCAAUUUUCUGGCGUGUUGUGUACUGGACAUCACAGUUUUUAACAUGGAUUCUGCUACCUUUCAUGCAGUCCUAUGCUAGGUCAGGAGGGUUCUCCAUUACUGGAAAGAUUAAAACUGCAUUGAUUGAGAAUGCAAUCUACUAUGGCACUUACUUGCUGAUUUUUGGAGCAUUUUUAAUAUAUGUCGCUGUAAACCCAAAGUUCAAUUUGCAAUGGAACCAACUUCAGACUAUUGGGAUAGCUGCUGCAAACACAUGGGGUCUCUUUCUUCUCGUGCUGCUUUUGGGCUAUGGUUUGGUGGAAAUUCCUCGUUCUCACUGGAAUGGGGCUAAGAGGGGUUACCUUCUUAUGAAGACCUAUUUCAAAGCUGCCAAACUGAUGACUGAAAAAGCAGAUGCAGAGGAAAAUUUAGAGGAUGUUAUGGAGGAAGUCCGUAAAGUAAGCGAGAGUAUCAAGUAUAAUCACCCCUUGAGAAAGUGUGUUGAUACAAUACUGAAAAAGUGUCCUACUGAGUACCAGGAACGAAUGGGUAGGAACAUGGAUGAUUAUGAAGAUUUUGAAGAACGACAGAACAGUUAUCCAAGUGAAAAAAGUUUGGUCAAACUUCACAAGCAGGUAAUUUAUUCAGUACAGAGGCAUCGUCGUACACAGGUCCAGUGGCAAAUUCUUUUAGAACAAGCCUUUUACUUAGAAGAUGUGGCAAAAAAUGAAACUAGUGCAACUCGACAAUUUGUUCAUACGUUUCAGUCCCAGGAACCAGAGAAUAAAAUUGUUCAAUAUUUCUACACACCGACUGUUGAGUGGUACUGGGAAUGUCUUCUACGACCAUGGUUUUACAGGGUUCUUGCAGUCGUUUUGGCCACAUUCUCUGUAAUUGUCGUGUGGUCAGAGUGCACAUUUUUCAGCACAAAUCCAGUUUUAUCGCUAUUUGCAGUUUUCAUACAACUGGCAGAAAAGACGUAUAAUUAUAUAUACAUAGAGAUGGCCUGUUUUCUUACCAUCUUCUUCCUAAGUAUUUGUGUUUAUUCCACUGUCUUCAGGAUCCGUGUAUUUAACUAUUAUUAUUUAGCUUCACAUCAUCAGACAGAUGCAUACAGUCUCCUUUUCAGUGGCAUGUUAUUUUGCCGUCUUACUCCACCAUUAUGCUUGAACUUCUUGGGCUUGACCCAUAUGGAUGCAACAAUCUCUCACAGAGAUGCUCAGCCAACUGCUUACACAUCGAUAAUGGGAUCAAUGAGAGUGCUGUCCUUCAUUGCAGAUGGAUUCUAUAUAUAUUAUCCAAUGCUGGUUGUCAUUCUCUGUAUUGCAACCUACUUUAGUUUAGGAACUCGUUGUUUGAAUCUUUUGGGAUUUCAGCAAUUCAUGGGGGACAGUGAAAUGACCUCUGAUUUGAUUGAUGAAGGAAAGGAGCUAAUCAGAAGAGAGAAAAGAAAACGACAAAGACAGGAAGAAGGUGAAAACAGAAGAAGGGAAUGGAAAGAGCGGUAUGGAAAUAGAGAGGAUUCUACUAGAAACAGGGUUGUCCACACAGAACAGAAAGAAUCCAGUUUCUCAGAGACCAAUACCAAUAGACCACUGUCAAAGUACACCCGAUCAAAUGGUAGGACUGAGAGAGAUAGAAUAGAACUUCUCCAGGAUGCAGAACCUUUGGAUUUUAAUGCAGACUCAAUUAAUGAUGACCCUCUUGAAUCAGACUCUGGAAGGUACCAGCCUGGUGGAAGAUACCUGUCAAUGUCUCGAAGUGUAAUAUUUGAUGAUGUCUAAACUCAAAGCUAAGGAAAAUUCAGUGGACAUGUAUUUCCUAAUCGUUGCUUGGAAAAUACUGUAUUUAUGAUAUAUCACAGAAAUAGAGAAGACCAUUUUUGUUUUUAAAAUAAUAAUGAAGGAACAACUAUAUUUUGGAAAUGCACAUGUAUUAGAACUUUACCACCUACGACAAGAAUAAACUUCUUAAGAAGA
Molecule: messenger RNA, 2729 nt
Organism: Anas platyrhynchos (mallard)
Lineage: Eukaryota; Metazoa; Chordata; Aves; Anseriformes; Anatidae
Source: RefSeq, a predicted model, not a curated record